AUGGUAGUCUUCACCUGUGAUCGCUGCAAUGAGUCUCUCAAGAAGCCUAAAGUUCAAUACCAUGGUUGUCGACAGACAACGUUCACUUGUGUCGAUUGUUUCGUGACCUUUACUUGGGAGAAUUUUAAUAUUCACAACAAGUGCAUCACUGAGCAGCAACGUUAUGGAGGAGCGAAUUUUGUGGCCAAGGACAAUAAGGUAGGGUUUGGAAAUGUUUGGGUAUAAAAAUUAGAGAUUUUGGAUAGUAUUAGCCUUGUAAAUGACGUCUUUAAUAACAAUAUCUUUAAAAAAAUAUUGUUCAGGGCGAACAAAAACAAAUGAAAUGGGCUGAACAAGUUGGAGCAGCGGCCGAAUUCGCUACUGGAAUGACGAAAAAGCGAUUGGAGAAGAUGUCAGGUCAAGACAAUGUGCCAAGGAAACGAAAACCCUUCAUCAACUUUGCUCAAAACAACUGUGGAAUCAAGGCAUUUGAGGCUGAAAAGCUGUGGGAUGAGCUUCAGGUAAGAAUAUUUUGUUAUGUUACUGACUGGUUGGGUAUGGUGAAUAUUUGGGUAUACAAUAGCUUAUUGACUAUUCUUGGGACUGGUUUAUAAAAUUGUUAUUACAGGAAGCUUUGGCCAAACUGGAGGCUAAAAAUAAAGUAGCAGAAGAACCGAAGUCAGAAAUCAAAGAAGAAACAGAUGUCGGAGAUGUCAAUGAUGAAAGUGGCCAAACUGAGGUAUGUUUUUAAUUAGAGUUGAAAAAUUAUUACUGUAGUAACUAGUUUGGUCAAAAAGUUUAUAGAAUUUACUUUCAUACACCAUUUUCUUUUCUCCUCACAAGUGGGACAUUUUUACUUGUUUUUCUUUAAAAUUUUGUUAUUUUAGGUAACAGAAACGAAGGAAUCAAAAAAAGAAAAGAAGAGAAAACAAGAAGAAGCAGAAGAAGUGAAUGUUCAAGAUGAAACGAUACCAGAACUGACUGAAAAGAAGAAGAAAAAGAAGAAACAACGAGAAAACGAGAAUGCAAAUGAAACUGAUAAGACCGAAUUAGAUGAAAAUUCACAGAUAAUGGAAGUAGAUGAAGAAGAAAAUGGUCUGAGUGAAAAGAAACUGAAAAAGAAAAGGAAAAGAGAACAAGAAGAACAAGUGGAAGAUCAUCAAAGAAAAAGCAAGAAGGAGAAGAAAAAGAAUAGAAAACAACAAGAGGAAGUGGUAGAACAGGUAGAUGAGAAUGGAAAAGUGGAAGAAGUAGAUGUGGCUGAAGAACAAGAAGAACAGAAUGAAAGAAAGAGCAAGAAGGAUAAGAAAAAGAAGAGAAAACGACAAGAAGAUGAAGAAGUGCAAGAAGGUCAGAAUGGCAAGGAGGAAGAGGAAGAAGAAAAAGUAAAUAAAAGUGAAAAGAAGUCGAAGAAAAGGAAAAUGAAAGAACAAGAAGAUGAAACAGAACAAGAAACAGAACAAGAACCAGCCGAAAAGAAGAAGAAGAAAAAGAAUAAGCAGAAACACCAAGAAGAUGGUGACGAACAACAACAAAAUGGCCGAAAUGAACAGUCAAUGGAAGAUGAAGAAGACCAAAAGGAACAAAAUGGAGUAAAAAAGCAUUUAAAUGGAAGCUCACAUAAUAAAGACCUGGAAAAAGGAUGGUCGACCAGGAUCGCGGCCAUAACCAAUUCCGAUUCGAAACGAAACAAGUUCGAGAAGUUAUUGGGCAUGCACAAGAAUGGCAAUAAGCCAAUCCAAGUGGACAAAACUGAAGUGAAGAAGCUGAAGGACGAAUAUAAGGAAAUGAAGGACAACAUGGGCAAACAGUACGAUCGAGGACAGAAGUUUACCCAUAAAGUCAAGGGAAAGGGAUUGUGA
Molecule: messenger RNA, 1841 nt
Organism: Bursaphelenchus okinawaensis
Lineage: Eukaryota; Metazoa; Nematoda; Chromadorea; Rhabditida; Aphelenchoididae
Source: the annotation of a GenBank genome assembly